Messenger RNA from Histoplasma mississippiense, 1233 nucleotides. RefSeq lists its product with no specific name. Gene Ontology annotation, biological process: mRNA splicing, via spliceosome. Lineage: Eukaryota; Fungi; Ascomycota; Eurotiomycetes; Onygenales; Ajellomycetaceae. Gene Ontology annotation, molecular function: nucleic acid binding. The record is from RefSeq and is a predicted model, not a curated record. The transcript is spliced from 2 exons. The coding region runs from base 1 to 1233 and encodes 410 amino acids. Gene Ontology annotation, cellular component: spliceosomal complex.
AUGGCUUCCGAAGACCUCGACCACAGCCCGAAACCAAAACCCUUCUCCAUCUCCCUCGCUUCCUCCUCACAAAAGAAGAAAUCAUCCCCAUCAUCUUCGACGUCCACUACCAGACCCACAAAUAGCGCUGCCUCCUCUUCAUCCUCGAAACCCACACCCGAAAUCCUCCCUCGUCGCCCCCGCACAUUCCAGGACCAUGACUCCGAUAACGAAGACAGCCACCAACCUCCUGUCGUGGAGGAAGUGACGGGCUUCGACCGCGAAGCUGGCGGUGCCAUAAGCGCCCAAAAGCGUGCGGAGCAGGAGAAGCAACCGCUCGUCAUCAAAGUUGAAAGCAAAAAUAAUUGGCAGCAAAGACCGUGGCUGAGGAAGAGAGGGGGGUUGAAUUUGUUGCCGAAGGAGGUUAGGGCGCAGAGGGAGGCGGAGGCGAGCGGCAUCGUUGCUGCUGAUGAGACGACGGAGGCUGAGGGCCCGAGUAUGAAAUUUGGGCUAACCCUUGCUGGAGAAUUGGAGGCGGCAGGGGUAGAUGGCGAUGUCAAAAUGGCGGGUGCUGGCGGUGUGGAAAAAGAAAGGAAAGAUGAGGACAAUCGGGUUGAGGGGCAGGGGGAGGCACCUAAGAGGCCCUUAACGCAGGAUGAGAUUGCUAUGCAGGCUCUUAUACGUGAGAGCAAGGUAGAUGGGGAAGAAACGACGAGGCGGUCCGAUCUCGUUAUCCCUGGGAAAAGGAAGGAGAGGGAUGAGGAUGAAUAUGGAAAAGAAGAUUAUGGUGCGGAAGACGGGCGGUUUGAUGAGACGAAGUCAUUCCGUGCUGAUGUUGCGUCGAGGCCCGAUCCAGCUAGUUUGGCGGCUUAUAGUGCCAUUCCUGUGGAGGAAUUUGGGGCUGCAUUGUUGCGCGGUAUGGGAUGGAAGGAUGGAGAACCUAUUGGUAGGGGAAAAUAUGAAAGUUCGAAUGCGAAAGCUGCUACGAAGGCCCGCAUUCCAGAGAGGAGGCCUGGGUAUCUAGGCAUCGGAGCCAAGGAACUUCCGGGCAAGGAUAAGGCGGGUAGUGGUUCUGAAAUUGAGUUGGGCACUUGGGGCAAGUCGGCCAUGAGGAAGGCUAAGAAGCCUGGCGAGGGGCUUUAUACCCCUGUUCUCAUGAGGAAUAAGAAGACAGGGGAGAUGGUUACGCAGGAGGAGUUUAAUCGCUUGGUUAAGGCGGCUGGCGUGAAAGGAGGGAUCGGAAUUUGCAGUUGA